AUGCCAUCAAACACAGUCUACCCAGGGGGCAUCCACGUCCCCUCCCUGACCUUCUUCCAGGACAACCCGCGCCAGGACAUCGACUGGGCCACCCAGGAGAAACACCUCACCUUUCUCAUCCAGUCCGGUCUCCACGGCAUCGUCCUCGCCGGCUCCAACGGCGAAGCCGUCACGCUCAGCACCGCCGAAAAAACCUCCCUCGUCAACCUCACCCGCACGCUCGCAACCCGCCUCAACCGCCCCUCGCUAACCAUCACCCUCGGCUGCAGCGGCCAGGCCACCCGCGCCGUCAUCGACGAGACCGUCGCCGCGCACCACGCCGGGGCAGACUUCGCCCUCGUCCUCGUCCCCAGCUACUUCCACUUCGCCAUGGACGCGGGCGCCAUACUCGCCUUCUUCACCGAGGUCGCAGACCACAGCCCCCUCCCCGUCAUGCUAUACAACUACCCCGGCGUCGCGGCCGGGCUGGACCUCGACUCCGAGAUCCUGGUCGCGCUGAGCAGGCACCCCAAUAUCGCCGGCGUCAAGCUGACGUGCGGCGGGAUCGGGAAGGUGCCGCGGGUGACGGCGGCGGCGGAGCCGCCGUUCGCCGUGCUCAGUGGGCAGAUUGACUGGAUGGGGCCGGCGAUGGCGGUGGGGGCCAUUGGGGCGAUUACGGGGAUGGCGAAUUUGUAUCCGCGGACGUGUGUCGAGCUGUACGAGCUGUAUAAGGCCGGGAAGACGCAGGAAGCUACGGAGCUGCAGUUGCAAGCCGCAACAGCCGAGUGGGCGUUCGCCAAGGGCGGCAUCAAUGGGAGCAAAUGGGUCGUCGCGAAGAUGCUGGGCUAUCCGGAGACCAGCGCCGCGUGUCGAAGACCGUACCCUCUCUUCGCGGACGCCAGCAAACAGAAAUGGAUGCUCGAGCUGGCCGAGAAGCUGAAGCCUGUUGAGGAGGGACUGGCCUCCCGCGCCGCAUAG
Molecule: messenger RNA, 957 nt
Organism: Aspergillus clavatus NRRL 1
Lineage: Eukaryota; Fungi; Ascomycota; Eurotiomycetes; Eurotiales; Aspergillaceae
Product: dihydrodipicolinate synthase family protein
Exons: 3
Coding region: 1-957 (318 amino acids)
Molecular function (GO): 4-hydroxy-tetrahydrodipicolinate synthase activity
Source: RefSeq, a predicted model, not a curated record